AUGACUCGGUACGGGGGCCUGGGUAGGACGCGCCCGAAAAAGCUCACCUCCAAGGCGUCCAUCCCCGUCGUCCGAGAACAUGAGAUAGACCCAUUAGACGACGAAAUCCAGAGCUCUCUACAGCAGAUUGAGACCGGCGUGGAAAAGGCCGAGGAAUCGGAAAUCCAUCUGCAAAGAGCCAUUAAUGCCACUGCCCAGGGCAAAGUAAACGAGGCCAUUCCCACCCCCGAGACAAUUCUCAGUAAUCUCCAAUAUGAUGAGCUCUAUCCUCCCAUCUUCUCGCAGCCCGCGACAUACAUUCGCUUCUCGUCGACCGUCGAGGACUGCUGCGGAUGUCCGUACAACAUGACGGAGGAGGACGAUGUCUUCCUGAAGAUCCUCAACCAAAAGCGCGACCCCAAUGUCGACCCCUGCACCGAGGAUAUCUUUGAAGAGGUCAUGAACUUCUUCGAGGAGACGGCGCAGUUAAAGCAGCCGUAUGCCUCGGUGGAUAACCCGCCUGUGCUGUCAUACGCGGAAAUGGAGGACACAAUGGAUGCCACUUUAGAAGAUCAAAUGAAGCCGUGGGCUAAGCAAAUUUAUGAGCACUGGAAGUCGUGCCGGAGCAGUGUUCAGAACAACUCUCUGGUAUCGCAGCUCAAGUUUGAAACCGGCCAAGACACCGACGACAGUGAUCCAUUUGUCUGUUUCCGUAGACGCGAGGUUCGCCAGAUCCGCAAGACCCGUGGUAGAGAUGCACAAAGUGCAGAGAAGCUCCGACGCCUUCGCAAAGAGCUGGAAGAUGCUCGCGAACUCGUUGCUUUGGUGCGCCAGCGCGAAGUCGCCCGCAGGGAGAUGCUCGCUAUGGAGCGCCAAAUCUUCAAGCAGCGUGCUGAGGUGAAGGAGAUGAAGCGCAAGCUUAACAUCAAGGAUGACGAUGAAGAUCUCAUCAACCAAAAGGUAAAAACACCUGCGAUGGUUCGCAAAGAGCAUACGCUGACCCUCAUGCAGCCGAAGAAGAGAGUUAUCGACAUGCCUCCUCAACGCCCGAAUGGCCCUCAAUUGCGCAUGCCCCUCAAGGCCGGUGCUGGUGCAGACGAUUUGCAGACGUUGGAGGAGGUUCAAGCCGAGAAGGAGAACGAUAUUCUCCGCGAUAUCAAGCAGAACAUCAACAAGCACAUCAAGUGGAACGAAGGAUACGUCGAUCAUACGCGCGCACCUUUGUCUCCUUCACCGGAGCGGACAUUCGAUGUAGCCGCUUUCCGACCAGCGUUCACCGCACAGUUGCCCACUCCUCCAUCAUCGGACGCGUCCGGUGAGAUGGAAAACUCAUUGAGCCUCGCCACCCCGCUCUUCUCCCGGGAAAAGCUCAUCUCCCUAGAAGAACACGACGAAGCACACCGUAUGCCCUCAUUCCGCAGACGUGUCGGUCGUGGUGGCCGGUUGAUGAUCGAUCGUCGAAACAUGGGACCUCGUAAAGUCGAAAUGGACCCCAUUAAGGCGGAUAGAUUCAAGUUCGAUCAAGAGGAUUCCGAUGAGGAGCCUGAUUAUGAUACUGAUGCGUACAGCAUUCAGAUCAUGCAGCACCGGGCAAUCACCAUGGCCAAGGCGCGCGAACAGGCGGCUGUGGCUGCCCAGGCUCAUGCGCAGGCGCAGGCUCAGGCAGUCCACCAAGCACAGGCUCGACGACUGCAAGAAAACCAAGGCCAAGCGGGAUCCAAUCCUGGCAAUGGUGUCCCGGCGUCCGAUUCCUGA
Penicillium olsonii is the source of this 1734-nucleotide messenger RNA. Lineage: Eukaryota; Fungi; Ascomycota; Eurotiomycetes; Eurotiales; Aspergillaceae. The record is from the annotation of a GenBank genome assembly.